GCUCAUGUCCCGGCCUACAAGCUUGUAACUCACCCCUAGGACACAAUGUUCCCCCUAGUGUUGUUUAUAGCAUACGUGGUCGCCGUCAAGGUAUUCAAGAAAACUACCCCUAAUGGCAAAGUCACCGUCUACUUGGGUAAGAGAGACUUCAUCGACCACCUGGACCAUGUUGACCCCAUUGACGGAGUUGUCGUGGUAGACAAUGACUAUCUCAAGGGCCGUCGCAUCUAUGGACAGGUUACCACGACAUACCGAUAUGGUCGGGAGGAGGAUGAGGUCAUGGGAGUCAAGUUCAGCAAAGAGAUCGUCCUCUCCAAGACCCAGAUCGUUCCUGAACCAAGAGACCAGGAGAAGAAGGAGCUGACCCCCGUCCAGGAGAAGCUUCUGAGGAAGUUCGGCCAGAACGCCUUCCCAUUUACCUUCCACUUCCCCUCGUGUUCCCCGUCCUCUGUCACUCUCCAGCCUGGUGAGGACGACACUGGCAAGCCUCUGGGAGUGGAGUACACCGUCAAAACAUACGUGGGAGAAAACGCUGAAGACCGAGGACACAAGAGGUCCUCCGUCACUCUGGCCAUCAAGAAGCUCCAGUACGCACCUCCCACCCGUGGUCGUCGUCUCCCUAGCUCCCUCGUCAGCAAGGGCUUCACCUUCUCUCAGGGCAAGCUGAACCUGGAAGUGACUCUGGACCGAGAGAUCUACUACCAUGGAGAGAAGGUUGCUGGCAACGUCACCAUCACCAACAACUCCAGGAAGACCGUCAAGAACAUCAAGAUCUACGUGGUGCAGCACUGCGAGGUGACCAUGGUCAAUGCCCAGUUCUCUCGCCACGUCGCCAGCCUGGAGACACGUGAAGGAUGUCCCAUCACACCCGGAGCUUCCUUCACCAAGGUCUUCUACCUCGUGCCACUCGCCAGCAGCAACAAGGAUCGCCGAGGAAUCGCUCUCGAUGGACAUCUUAAGGACGACGACGUGAACCUCGCCUCCUCCACCAUGGUGGCCGAGGGCAAGGCUCCGUCUGAUGCUAUGGGUAUCGUCAUCUCGUACUCUCUCAGGGUGAAGCUCAACUGUGGAACUCUGGGAGGCGAGCUGCAGACUGACGUGCCCUUCAAACUCAUGCAUCCGGCUCCUGGCUCUCAAGAGAUGGAGAAGUCCAAGGCUCUGAAGAAGACAAAGAGCAUCGAGAGAUCCCGCUAUGAGAACUCUCAUUACGCUGAUGAUGACGACGACAACAUCGUGUUCGAGGACUUCGCCCGCCUGCGACUCAACGAGACCGACGAAUAAGCUUCUUGGCCAGAGGGGCGAAGACCUGAAGAUCCCGAACAGAGGGAAGCUGGAAGCGAGUCGAGGAUACGGGUGGAGGGGAUCGAAUAAAAACAUUAUACUAUUAAUUAUUUGUUUACCUAAGUACUUUUGUUAUAUUUUUGUUAAUCGAUAUUUUAAUCGUGAUUUUUUUUGUAACAAACUAUAUUUUACGAAUAUUUUCUGAUGACACUGUGAUUUCUCUUGUUGCCAAAGUAGUAUAGACGCUUUUUUAAACACCGGCGUAAACGGAUUCACAUAGGCGAGUUUGAUUCAUACCAUUAGGCACUUUUUGUUUAAAAUGUUCACUUGGUGCUCUUACGUUUUACGUUCUAGUCAAAUUAUGUUUUUCGGUAGUUUUUUUAAAUUUGAAUUUGCAUGCUUAACUGUAGUGUUUCAUAAUUUCGCUUUUUUGAUUGAUUUAUGCUACGAUUAGGGUUGUAGUUAUUUCAUUAACGUUUAGUUCAAUGUCUAAAAAUGGUUUUUUGACGGAUAAUUUCUGUUAUAAAUUAGAAUAUGAAAUAUUUAAAUUGUCGUAAAUUUAUUUUUAAAAGUAUUCGACUUUAUGUUGAUAUAAGUUUAUGUAUAUAGGACAUAGGGAUGUUUAUUUUUAUGAAAAUAUGUAUAUUUAUUGACGAAUAUACAAAAAAAAAGAGAAAAAUAUUUAACAAAAAAAUAUAACGUGUGAAAGUAAAUUAAACCGGAAUGGUUUCUUAGUUUAAGGGCUAACUCUACUUGGUCGAGUUAUAAUAACUCCAUAGGAGAAAAUAUUAUAAAUCCAACAAUAUACUAUACUAAACCAGAACAUACAUAUCAACUGUACAUAGAAAUAGUUUUGCCUAUUGUAGCCUUGUUGUAUAUCCAUGUUGGUUUAUACUGUUUCUAUUGUGGGUUAUUAUCAGCUGGAUUACGUAUGAUGAAAUGGUAAAAUGUUUUAUGGAGAAUGACUGUCAAUGUUAACCGAAAUAAAAGCUACGACGAAU
Messenger RNA from Macrosteles quadrilineatus (aster leafhopper), 2282 nucleotides. RefSeq names its product arrestin homolog (gene Arr2). Gene Ontology annotation, biological process: signal transduction; G protein-coupled receptor internalization. NCBI's taxonomy places the organism in Eukaryota, Metazoa, Arthropoda, Insecta, Hemiptera, Cicadellidae. The transcript is spliced from 7 exons. The coding region runs from base 46 to 1281 and encodes 411 amino acids. Gene Ontology annotation, molecular function: G protein-coupled receptor binding. Gene Ontology annotation, cellular component: cytoplasm. The record is from RefSeq and is a predicted model, not a curated record.